GGAGCUGUCUAUAGUUCGCCAACUCGCUGUGUGGGUGCUGGUAUUGUGUGUCAUUGUCAGGUUUUGCGAGAGUAGCGAGAAACAGAACUGGUUUGUUUCGCAGGAGGAUCCCUUAAUGUCCCUUCAUAAUUACCCUGUAAGUGUGCCCUUUCAUGAAGGAUGCGCUUGACCUCUUGAACCCUGACGAAAUCGUUGGUGUAGCUGUCGAGGCCUGCGUCACACAACACACACACAUAUGUGCUCGUGCAGAACACGCAGCGCAGUCACCCUUACACUGCUUGAUGGUGCGGUACAUGUUCUGCCGGUCCUUCAUCAGCUCCGUCAUGUUGAGCUUGGUGAGGGACACGGUUCCUGAGCAGAGCUCGGGGAGCGGGGGCGGGUCGCCGCCUGUCCUCUUGCCGAGGAACCAGGUUGGGUCGAUGGGCAUGGCGGUGACGGGCUUCAGCAGCACACAGCGGCUCUCUCGCCUUUCAGCUUCUCUCUUCAGGAGCAGCUCCUUCUCCUC
Messenger RNA from Vitrella brassicaformis, 505 nucleotides. Lineage: Eukaryota; Vitrellaceae. The record is from the annotation of a GenBank genome assembly.